Papilio xuthus (Asian swallowtail) is the source of this 2104-nucleotide messenger RNA. RefSeq lists its product as uncharacterized. The transcript has 10 exons. NCBI's taxonomy places the organism in Eukaryota, Metazoa, Arthropoda, Insecta, Lepidoptera, Papilionidae. The record is from RefSeq and is a predicted model, not a curated record. Bases 407 to 2005 code for a protein of 532 amino acids. Gene Ontology annotation, cellular component: plasma membrane; nucleus.
GGCAAAGAAUGAUGAAACAAAAGAAUCAUCGCCAGAAAAGAAGGAAAACGACAGAAGUCCUUCAAAAAGUAGUAAUUCUGACAGCCAAAUAACGGUACGAACUAGUCCUGUUGUGGUCGAUACGAUACCCGUAUGUAGACAGUGCCAUAAAAAAUGCCUAUCAAAACCAAAUAGUCCAUUAGUAUCACAAAAGGAACCACCAAUUACACCUAAGCCCAAAAUCGAAACGUCACCACAAACAUCAGCUUCAAAUAAAAGCACCAACAGCACGUGUAGUGCAAACUGUGAUAAUCGAAAACAAAAGUUUUUCUGCCACUUAGAACGUAAAGGUGCAAUUAAAAUACGCCCCGAAGAUGCUCCGAAAGUCGCCUUAAAAGUGAUUGACUCAAUAGAACAAAGCCAAAAGAUGCUAAAAUCGACUUCAUAUGACUUGAACACUGAUUCUGCAAUUUUAAACAGUGGCAUGAGCCGAAGUCGGACAAAAAGUCGCUUGGAACUUAGAAAAGACAAUUCAAUUAUGUCACCUAGCCCUACUUCUAGCAGUAGAAAUAGUCCCCUCUCAACUAGUCAUACUACUUGUAGUUCUAUGGUUUUUAAUUCUAGUUCUAAUGACUUAAGAAUUUCUAAUUCUAAUAUAACUAAUCAAGUUCAGUGUGUCAUCGCACAAGAGAAGUACAUCAAUGAAGUGAAAUGCGUCGAAAGUAUUACUUUAAGCAAACCUCGAUCAUCUUUAUCGAACUAUUCAUCUCCUGCAUCAGCAAAGAAGGAACAAAUAACAAGACAAAAAGCGGAAAAUGUACUUAAUAAAGUACUAGGAAUGAACAUUAUAACAAAACAUGAAAAUGUUGGGACACGUUUAAAAACAUCUUCAGUGUUCUUAGAUGAUGAUUCACUGCACGAAGACGAUAAUGAUUUCAAAAUAGAACGUGGUAUGAGAAGAUCGCCGAGAAUGGGAAUAGCAACUAUUAGUAAAAUGAAUGGAGAUAUAAGUAAAAAGACUGAUAUGAUUGAUGAUAUUAAUAACGUAAAUGAAAAUGAUACACUGUCAGAUGAGGAAUUGGAAUUGGGACCACUUAUGUUAAUGGGGUUAUCUGCGAUUAAUCCUGCAGCUCAUCUCAUGCGAGUGGAACCUUUUAAAAGGAAUUCCGAAGUUACCAUCAACAAUAUUCAUUCAAGACCGGCCAGCCUUUGUUCAGUGAAGUCCGAAUCACCUGUGCCUAAUAUAUCUAUAGUUCCACCCACACCUGAUUAUAAUUCAACAAAUAAGACUGAUGGUAUUAUAGAUGAUUCACCUGAAUCACCAGAUGUGCCUGAAGACCUACCCUACGUUUCAUUAAAAAGAUAUGGUACAAUGUCAAGCCUCGAGAGACUACCGUCUGAUGAGACGGACGAUGGUAACGUAAGACUGACCACACAAGAGCCUGAGCCGAAAUUACACAAUUCAGUUUCAGCAACAAACACGGUAGCAACCAGUACAGCGGGUGGUAUAAUGGGAUGGACCGCAAGAGCUGGUUCAUUCGUUGUAGAAAAAAUGAACAUCUUUAGUUAUACUGAAAGUGUUCCAAAUACUUCAAUAGCUCAUAAACAACCAUCUUUCCUGGAAAGGUGUUUGGGUGUAAGUGAUUGGAAGUCUACAUUGGGAACUGAAGAAGGUACAGCUGAGACUGGUGAAGGAAGUGGUGCGAGCGGUGAAGAAGCGUGGGGAACACCAUCCUCUGGAGACCUAUCAGACAAUCUUCCCGAUUCUGAUCACGGAACGCUUUCGUCAUCAACUAAGUCAUCAUCGUCGUACGCUGGUGAUGAUGACACUGAGCUUAUGAUGGACGAACUAUUGAUGGCACCCACACUAACUGGUCCUACGACGUUAAGACCAUUAUUACCCAGGGAUGUUUUUAGGAGAAGACUGGAGCCUUUACUAGAAGAAGAAUUUUCUGACAGUGAGAGUGAAGAUAACAAGCCUACCCCUACCAAUUCUGAUGACCAGCGGGCGUGGCCUCGGUGCUGACGACUGCUGCGACGCGCCGCGCCUGCCGUCCUCUGCUUCCGGCCAAGCAGAGGACGGGGGUGCGGGCGACGCACGGGAUGCUGGAAGGGCGGCCGGUGG